Messenger RNA from Taeniopygia guttata (zebra finch), 5422 nucleotides. It is a transcript of the gene APCDD1, whose product is annotated as APC down-regulated 1. Gene Ontology annotation, cellular component: plasma membrane. Gene Ontology annotation, biological process: negative regulation of Wnt signaling pathway. Lineage: Eukaryota; Metazoa; Chordata; Aves; Passeriformes; Estrildidae. Gene Ontology annotation, molecular function: Wnt-protein binding. The record is from RefSeq and is a predicted model, not a curated record.
CCGUGGGCUGCCCGCGGCGGCGCUGAGGCGCGGGCGGCGCGGCGGGAGCGGCGGCGGCCGGAGCGGGCCAGGAGCGCUGCGAGCCGGGGAGAUGUCCGCCCCGUACGGCAGCCUGGUGCGGUACCUGUUCCCAGCCCUGCUGCUGCACGGGCUGGGAGAAGGUUCUGCUCUUCUUCACCCAGACAGCAGGACCCACCCUCGGUCCUUGGAGAAGAGUGCCUGGAGGGCUUUCAAGGAGUCACAGUGCCAUCAUAUGCUGAAACACCUUCACAAUGGAGCCCGGAUCACUGUACAGAUGCCUCCCAACAUCGAGGGCCACUGGGUCUCUACUGGCUGCGAAGUUAGAGCAGGCCCAGAGUUCAUCACAAGAUCAUACAGGUUCUACCACAACAACACGUUCAAGGCCUAUCAGUUCUAUUACGGCGGCAAUCGCUGCACGAACCCCAUCUACACCUUAGUCAUACGAGGCAAAAUCCGUCUCCGGCAGGCGUCCUGGAUCAUCCGGGGGGGCACCGAGGCCGACUAUCAGCUCCGCAACAUACAGAUCAUAUGCCACAAUGAAGCAGUAGCCAAAAAAUUAAGUGAGUUGGUGAACCAGACGUGUCCUGGAUUUAUCCCAGCAGAUAGUCCCUGGGAGCAGGAUGUGAGCUAUGAUUUACUGAGAGAAGAGAACGGCUGUGAAUGCACCAAAGCUCUGAAUUUUGCCAUGCAUGAACUCCAGCUCAUCCGUGUGGAGAAGCAGUACCUGCACCACAAUUUUGACCACCUUGUGGAGGAGCUAUUCCUCGGAGACAUUCACACUGAUGCUACUCAGAGGAGGUACUAUCGGCCCUCUAGUUACCAACCUCCUCUUCAAAAUGCCAAGAACCACGAGCGCAUGUGCAUCCCGUGCAGGAUCAUCUACCGCUCAGAUGAGCACCACCCACCCAUCCUGGCCCCCAAGGCAGACCUGACCAUCGGGCUGCAUGGAGAGUGGGUGAGCCAGCGCUGUGAGGUGCGGCCAGAGGUGCUCUUCCUGACUCGGCACUUCAUCUUCCACGACAACAACAACACCUGGGAGGGACACUACUACCACUACUCCGACCCCAUCUGCAAGCACCCCACCUUCACCAUCUAUGCCAAGGGACGCUACAGCCGGGGAGUGCACUCGUCCAAAGUCAUGGGUGGCACAGAGUUUGUGUUCAAAGUGAAUCACAUGAAGGUCACUCCCAUGGAUAUAGCCACAGCCUCGCUGCUCAACGUCUUCAAUGGGAAUGAAUGUGGAGCACAGGGAUCCUGGCAGGUUGGGGUUCAGCAGGACGUCACCCACACAAACGGCUGCAUCGCGCUCGGCAUCCGCCUACCUCACACCGAGUACGAAAUCUUCAAGAUGGAGCAGGAUGCCUGGGGCAGGUACCUGCUGUACAAUGGCCAGAGACCGAGUGAUGGCUCCAGCCCUGACCGACCCGAGAAAAGAGCCACUUCCUACCAGAUGCCUUUAAUUCAGUGCACCUCAUCAGUACCCAGAUCUGAAGAGUCACCCGAGGAGAAUAAAAUCAGGCUGUAUAGCAGCAGGGCACCGGAAAAAUAUCCCAGCACCCCAGCUCUUGCUUUGUUGUUUAUUUGUACUGUGUCAUAUUGGGAUAUUCUCAGCUAGAAGCGAGAAAAACUUAUUUUUCAUGACUACAAAGCCAGGAUUCCUCCAGACUGGGGGUUGUUUUUCUUCAGACAGAAAAGGACAUUUAUUUUCUUGAUGCACUUGAAUGCCUGAGAACUGUUGUUCUUUUCCUUACUUCCCUCUUCCUUCUCAAAUCCCGAACGGCACUCGUUUGAUGUUUGUGCUUUGAACUUCAUCCAGUCUGAUCCCUGGCCUGACACGACUGCACAAAAGUAAUUGCACUUUAGGACUGCAGACUUCUGGGGGGAGGGAGGGGGUCUCCUUUUAUUUUUUUUUUUUUAACUGCUGGGAUGAACUCUAUGAUUCUGCUUCAGUCAUCUCUGCCAUCAUACUGUUGUGGUACUCUUAUCCCCAAUGCCUGAUUUCUCAUCAGAAUUUAGCUCUGCGGAAGGGCUCGGUGUUAUGCCAGUACUGUGAUAGCAGCUUCCCCCUCUGACUUCACAGCUCUGAUGUAGAUAUGUAUAUAAGGAGGAAACCCACAAAGAUUUAUCUUGCCAUUAUCUCACACCUCAUAAUACAGAAAGAAUCAGCAAAUCAACAGCCCUCUGUUCAAAAAUUGCUAAAUGGUUGAUACCCCUAAUUAAAAAAAAAAAAAAUCCAAGUAAUUUAAGCUAUUUUUACAAUAAUUAAGUUGUAAAAAUAACCAGUGGUUUAGUAUUUUCUCAUUCAAUUAACUUAGCUGUGUAAUUGCUUCGAGGCCUCCCUUUUUAUCUAGAGAGUAGUUACAACUAAGCCCCCUCAAAGCCAGCCAGCAGCAGCAAUUUUCCUGUCAGAUGCACAGAGUGCAGGUAAGCUGCCAACACAAGGCUGCAGGAAAGACUUCUCUUUCCAUAUUCCUGAGGCCUUACAUACUCCACGUGCAGUACUUGGAUCAGCUGGGUGAGCAGAGUAAAGCAAACAGGAUCUUAUGUGUUCUGCAGCCCUAUUUAGCAGCAUCUUUUUAGUCACGUGAGCUCGUGUAAGAGCAGGGAAAAGGGUUACAGCAGCAAGCACACCGUGGUCCCUGGUAGAGCAAGAGGGUAGCUGGAAACAUACCCUCAGGUGGAGGAACACCGGCCCAGUCUUACAGAGGGAGGAGCAAGAGAGGCACUAAUGCAACCACAUCCUUCCUUUUCUCCUUGCUUGGUUUGGGGAGACACUGCUGGGAAGGUGGAUAGACACAGCCCUCAAAGAGCAUUUGUCAACUAGAGCCUGCCCUGGAAACUCUCAGGUUUCCCUCAGUGGUGAAUGCAUCCUUUUGUGCACUGAUGCAAAUCAGAGCAGACUCUUGAAGCAGUAGGGGAGAUGUUUAAGGCCAGCAAGGAGUUAGAAGUUCAUAGAUGAGCCAUGCUCCCCUGCUUUAAAGGGGAGUGAUCUGAGGGCAUUAGCUUAAUCUUGUGUUUGGGCUGUGGCUUUUACUGAUGUACACAUUUUGUCUCAGAGGAGGAGCAUGAACACCUAUAAGAAACAUGAGAAAAGUUGUGGCGUUUCUUCACAGCAUAAGCAGCUGCUAGCUGCCCAGCCCAGUACUGUGUCAGAAAAAUAACCUUUAAUGUAUUCUUUUCAGUAUCCUAGAAAAAGUAUGUUUUGAAUGAAAAUCUUUCAACUUUACAUAGUGAGUCUUCAUACUGUCUACUAUAGCAAAAGCAUUCCUUGAAAACAUGGAUGUGAAUUUCCUCACAGUUGAAACAGAGGAACAGACUUCACCUAGUUUUGAGACAGCAGGAAGACAGAGGGAAGGAGCAGUAUCAUAGAUAGAUGCGCUGCUGAGUCAGACCACAUCUUUCAUAUUUUUUCCUCAGACAAAUGAAAAGUCAGAGAAAACUGUUACUUAAGAGUCAGGAAUGGAGCUCAGGUUGGCUCAGUAGUCACCAGAGAAAGUGUUUAUCCAUCCAUCUGAUGUCAGAUCUUCCUUCAGCCUGUUGGAAGGAUCUGAAAGCCAACUCACUGCAGUGAAUUGAGCCCUAUGAAAAACAGCUGUUCUGAUCAGCAUUUCUUGACGGUUUUUUGCUCCAGGCAGUCAAAUCUACUUGAAGAGCCAGCUCUGGAACAGUUGGUGGUGAAGGGCACAGUUUUAACUAGAGAGUCAAGGAGGAGAUAGGAUGCCUCUGACAGAGUAGUUACAAACCAGCAUGGAGAUUGGUUUUCUCUAGAUUGAAUUUUGUAGUCAGCAGAGUGAUACUAGCAUAUCUCUAACUGGGUUACUGAACAGUUAAAGUCAAACAAGUCCCCUAAGUACCUGCUUCAUUUCUGACUUCUAUUUGAGAUCUAGUAGCAGUAUACACUAGUUUUUAUUAAAAAGUAUGGGUACUGCGUGGCAUUCCUUAUAUAACACAAGACAAGCUGCUUUUACCACCAUCAACCAUUCCCAUGUGGUCCUAUCUCUGAAAAAAAUAUCCGUGGUUAGAAGUUGUCAGACUCCGUCACUUUCCUGUGCAAGUGCCACACACAGCUCAAUCCCAGCUGACAUCUGCACAUGCUUGUGAUGCAGGAUGAAAGCAAAGGCCAAAAGAGCUGUUCCACAGCAUGAUUUCUAUACUCAUUGGAGCAACCAUCUACAGUUUGUUAGUGCCUUGUGGCUCCUCUCUCAAUUGUCUAAUGUCAAAAAUAUUGCAACAGUUUCAAGAGAAAGAUCUGUCUAGUUAUAACCUCUAAAAGCACAUUCAUGUCUCAGCUGUUUUGAAUCACAGACAUGCAAAGGUCUAGGUUUUCCAAGGUUUAUGGUUAGAUUACAUGAAAAUGUGACUCACUGUACAAAUUGUACAAUAAAUGCUCUUUUUUCCCCUGUUAUUUAAAGACACUUAAUAAGGAAGUAUUUUUAAAAGGUCUUCACAAUGCAUUACAUGAAAUCUGAUGGGGACUUCUGUAGCUUAUUUGUAGUGUUGACCAGAAACACAAUUUUAUGAUCUGGGCUCUUAGCAUUUGCUGCACCAGCUUACCUCCACAUGCCUGUAUAUUUUUAAUUUUUCUUUUAGCCAAUACAAGUCAAGUUGGACAAAGCUGUAAGUCUUCAGAGUGCAUCAUUUAUGGGCUAGUCUGUAUGCUCUGUGAGGCUUCUCCUUGCUUGCAGGCACAGAACGAGGAGCUAAGCUUACCCCCUUUUGGUUUCAUCACUCACUAAAUUAACUGCUGCACAGCACCACAGACAUAUGUGACACAAUAUAUUCCAUUCAUUUUAUUUCUCCAACCUGACCUCAUGUGCUGGCAGCCCUGGCUGCUAAAGAAGUUAAGCUGCGAGUGGGUUAGCAGUGGAAGACAUGCAAGCUGGGUGAUUUGCCCCUUGCUGAAAUGAAGUUUAAAAAAAAAAAUUAAUCCAUUAAUGUUAGUAUCUUCAGCUGCAACCAGUGUUGCCAAGACAGGUGAAAGCUUUUCUCUCAGUAGUAUCCUACACAAGGAUCCACCUGACAGAAGAAAUGAAACUAAAAUUCUUGGGCAAAUUGUUUUAAGAGGCUCUAUUCAAGAAAUAGGACAAAAGGGAUCACAAAAGUCAAAACAAGUGUUCUUACUCUGUUUGUAUACUAUUUACAUAUUGUGCCUGCUGUCCUGGGGUAGAAUGUCAUUUCUGAGAACAGAAGUCUGUAUUUUAGGAUAUAAUGUCAGUCUUGCUUGAGUCGGAGUGUGCUUGCCUAAAGUGCCGGAUUUUAAAAGAAAAAAAAAAUCUUUUUAUUUUUGUAAAGUUAUAGAAGAUAUUUUUCUUCUCAACUAUGUUCCAGAUUAAACUGCUGGGGAAGUUUAAGCACUUGUUAAACUAUUGAUUGAAAUAAAAAAAAAAGCCUAACUGUAAAA